Clunio marinus is the source of this 258-nucleotide messenger RNA. The record is from the annotation of a GenBank genome assembly. Lineage: Eukaryota; Metazoa; Arthropoda; Insecta; Diptera; Chironomidae.
AUGAAGGUGAUGCAACCAAAACAAAACCACAAACAACAAAAGGACAUUCAUUUGCUUCAAAACGAAUUCUUUUCCUUUUUUAAGUUCAUUUCACCUGCUUUUGCUGCUGUGACAGUGAGGUUUUUUUUUCAAAGUACUGCUCAAUUAAUUUGGAAACGUUUUAUUUUCUGGUGUGUUUACAUUUCUUAUUGCCGGUACUCUUCAAAGACAGGCUUCACAUUUGAAAACUUUUGCACACAUAGUGUCGACGUUAAGUGA